GGAGCCUCUUGUUCUUCUUCUUCUUCUCUGCUCUCACUCGUUAUAAUCUCUAUUUUCUCAGAAGCGGAUCAGCUCGAGUGUUUGUCGAUAAGAAGCUGAAGGGUCUGUGUUUUUUUUUUCCUCUGAGGGGAAAGUGAGGAGCGUUUGUUUUCUCACCGAUGACUCUGGUCUGAGUUGAACAUGCAAACCUCCAAAGGGUUCCGGGUGGAUGAUUUCAUCGCAGGAUGGAUCGGAGGAGCUUCCAGUGUGGUUGUCGGUCAUCCGCUGGACACAGUCAAGACGCGGCUGCAGGCGGGGCGGGGCUACAGGAACAUGCUGCACUGCAUCCUCACCAUCUACAGGAAGGAAACGGUCAUGGGGUUUUUUAAGGGCAUGUCGUUCCCGCUGGCCAGCAUCACCGUCUACAACUCGGCCGUGUUUGGCUUCUUCAGUAACACGCAGAGACUCAUAAGCCAGUAUCGCUACGGCGACGGGCGGCAUCCGUGCGGAAUGCUGGAUUUGACCGUGGCCAGCAUGUUGACCGGCCUGAUGUCGGUGGGCAUCGGAGCGCCGGUGGAUCUGGUGAAGAUUCGACUGCAAAUGCAGACGCAGACGGUUCUCGCAGAGAACCUGCAGCUCGCUGGAAACGCGUCAAACGGCACCAACAUCCGUCUGCGCUCGGUCGACGUCCCGAGCCCGAGUCUGUACCGAGGGCCCAUCCACUGUGUGAGCAGCAUCCUGCAGACUGAGGGCCUGCAGGGCCUGUACCGGGGGGCCGGGGCCAUGAUCCUGAGGGACGUCCCAGGAUACACGCUCUACUUCAUUCCAUACACAAUCUUCUGCAACUUGUUGAAGCCGGAUGCUACGUCAAGUCCUCAUCCUUGUUCCAUCUGGCUCGCUGGAGGACUGGCAGGCUCCAUCUCCUGGGUCACGGCCACGCCGGCGGACGUGGUGAAGAGCCGCAUGCAGGCCGACGCCCAGCUGCAGAGGAAAUACAGGGGAAUCUUACACUGCAUCAUCCACAGCUACAAGACGGAGGGAAUACGGGUUUUCUUCUGUGGAGCGUCGGUGAACGCCAUCCGAGGCUUCCCGAUGAGCGCCACCAUGUUCCUGACCUACGAACUGUCCCUGCAAUUCUUCAGGAGCCUCUAGGACGAAGGACUCGGCGGUAAAGGACGCGCACGUUGUUCUGGACGGGAACACAAACCCCUGCUCAGAUUCGGCUGCUUCGUGGCCCGACGUUAACUUUGAGCACCGUUAAAGACUUUGAGCUCUUCAGGGCGAAGUCAUGAAAUGAUAAAGAUUCAGUCACUGCUGCUGUUCUGGUCACACGAUGACUGGUUCAUUGAUGAAGCUUAAUUUUGAGUCCGCUGGAGAAAGUGAAAGAAAAUAUGAUAUGAGUUCUAAUAUUAGUUACUGGAAGCAGGACAGUGUGAGUGUGGGAUUUAGUUUCACAGAGUCAGACGCUAAUUAAAGACGUUUUAAUCUGUUGAGGUAAGAAAAUGAGUCAGGAUGAAGAAGAGCUUUUAAACUCUUGAUAAUCAUAAUUAAUAUUUAGCAGCAAAUAUAAAACUUUUCAUGUUCUGUCUUGAGUAGAAGCCAGUGUCUCUGGGUGGUUUCGUUAUUAUCGCAUCUCAGUUAGAAUUUGAAACAUCCACUACCAGUCAUGUGAUCGUCUCUUCUUACACGUCGGCUCGUGGACGGCUCCCAGGUUCAGGUUCAGGCUGCGGGGCGAGGAUGUGGCCACCAGGGGGCCUACACCCUGUUCAUCCAAACACAGAAGCAGCAGUUGCUAAUAAAUCUAUAUGAUUACAUGGUAAAUAAUUCUAUUAAUGAAGCGAUAUUCAGGUUAUUUCAGGGAUGAGUUGAGGAUUUCUUAGAUUUUUAUCAAUUUUUACCAAAGAAGAAGUUUUUCUGUCUGAAGUUUGAGUCUGUUGCAGAACUCUGAAGCUUCUUUUUAACCGGAAAACACCAGAAACACAAUAAUCCAGAGUUAUUGCAAAGUUCUACACUGAUUUAUGGGUGAAGAGAAUCUUUGAGAUUAAAAAGUUGGUUACUAAAAACAAGCUUUAGAUAAAGUUUAAAUAGUUUGAACGUUAUAUCAUUGACCAUAUUUAAGAACGUCAUGUAAGUGAUUAUGAAAUCAGUGUUUUAGUCUGAAUGUGGAGUCGACGUCAGUGAACAAAGGCUCCGUGCACUUUGACCUCAGCAAGAGGGAGAAAUAUGACGUCAUGCUAAAAUAGAGUUUAAUCAUAUUUUCACCCCAAAACCGUAAAAUCUAAAUUUAAUAUAUUUUCCGUGUUGUUUGUUUUCAUCCCCUUUAGUUUCGAUGUUACAUGAAUGUGAGUCAAAUAUCUGACUUUGAUAUAAAAAGGUAAUUUUAUUUUGAUUUCAGUUUUAGAA
Messenger RNA from Paralichthys olivaceus (Japanese flounder), 2382 nucleotides. RefSeq names its product solute carrier family 25 member 48 (gene slc25a48). NCBI's taxonomy places the organism in Eukaryota, Metazoa, Chordata, Actinopteri, Pleuronectiformes, Paralichthyidae. Gene Ontology annotation, cellular component: mitochondrion. The record is from RefSeq and is a predicted model, not a curated record. Gene Ontology annotation, molecular function: transmembrane transporter activity. Gene Ontology annotation, biological process: transmembrane transport.